Molecule: messenger RNA, 5496 nt
Organism: Salarias fasciatus (jewelled blenny)
Lineage: Eukaryota; Metazoa; Chordata; Actinopteri; Blenniiformes; Blenniidae
Gene: fgd5b
Product: FYVE, RhoGEF and PH domain containing 5b
Exons: 21
Coding region: 123-4463 (1446 amino acids)
Cellular component (GO): cytoplasm
Molecular function (GO): guanyl-nucleotide exchange factor activity; metal ion binding
Source: RefSeq, a predicted model, not a curated record
CAGACGGAGCUGUGUUCACUCUCAGCUCCUCACUCAUCUGCUCUUCGGAUCAUUUUUACCUCCUUCAAGCAGCGUAUCGGAUUUCUAUUUGCGGACAUGUUGGAGAUGAUCGCCUGGCAAAAAUGAACACAGACUACACCAAGCCGUCAGUUGCUCCAAAGCCAAGAUUUGUUUGUCACGCCAGCCUGAAGCUGCCCCCACCACUCAUGACUGCAGCCAGGGGCCCGAAACCCUUUAUUGCCCCAAAACCCAAAGUCACAUUGGAGCUCAAUGGCAACCAGGGAGGAUGCAGCAACGGCAGCUUGCUCAGCUUGGACGGCCGGCUUAAUGAGGAGCACGAGACUCCGAACCAUAGAAACAAAGUGAUUAUUGACACCUUGCCAGUGGAGAAACAAUUAAACAACUACAUCCUCAAAUCGCCACAAACCGAUUUAUGGACUGUGUCACCGGGGCCGGAAGACAGAGAGGUGACGGAGCGGGGAAAGGAAGAGGAAGACGACAUGAUUCAGAAGAUAGACGAGGACUGGAGAUUAAUUGACGGCGCCCUGACAAAGGGCGGCAACUCCCUGGAAGCACUUUGGGUCCAUAAUACCAGACUUACAGCUGAGUCCCAGGAGCCUGCGGCGAUAAUUGCGACGGAGGUGACGGAGGACAUGGAUCCUGAAGGUUGCGAUGCCGGGGAGGCACUGGCUGACACAGAUGGCCUCUCAGUGGGAGACUUGUCUGUUAAUAGCAUCGAUGUCGAUGCGGGCUGCCUUUCUCCUAAAAGUCAAGACAUGGAGACGAGGAAAGAGAAAUUCCAAGACAAGGACGGAAGUCAAGCUGACGAGUUUCUUCCAAAUGAACCUGAACUCCCCAGCAAAGAAAAGGUGACAGACGCUGACCCCACACAGGCUUUUCUAAGAGAAGACAAAGAAGAAGAAACGGGCUCCGACUGUGGUUUCACUUGUAGCAUCCUGAAAUUGAGAUGUGGUCAUAAGAUUAAGGAAAAUGGUGAAGACCAACAGAACUUUUGUUUUGAUGAGUUUAUUCCUGAAGUUCGAAAGCAAGCAACUAAGAGGCAUGCUGCCGCAGACAGUGAUUCAGCUCGUGAGCCUGUUUACAUCUGUUCAGAGGACAUUAUUAACAGGGAGCUGAUGCCAAGAUGUGACAGUGCCCACAAACUGCCAGACAGUCCACUCACGCAAACUCGUGUUUCUUUACUCAAGAGCAGUAAAUCUUCAGUCAGGAAGUACGGGGAAGCCCCGGCUGAACGAGUGGCACAUGAACUGAUUGAUUACAACUCGCAUGUGUUGGGCGAUCGGUUGAAUCACUUGGACUGCUAUCCCAGUUUCAAGCAGGUGUCCAUCUCAGUGCCAGCAGACACCGAUACCUCGAUGACUUCCUCGCUCUCAGAGAGCCAGCUGCUGUCCCCAAAUGAUUCGGAUGUCUUCGAGGAUGACCUUGACGGACACAUCGUGCCAUUUCUUGACGACACUACCGACACAGAGCAGGACAUCAGCGAUGAACCUGUUUACGAAGAGCCAGGGAAAAGUUUUAAGUGUGAAAAUGGCUUUCCUUCUGAUAGGAAGGCGACAGGGAUGCAACUCCGGUCUCUGUCGCGCUACACCACAAAUAAUAUGGAGGAUUUAGGAGGGCAGUUCACUCAGAAGACCUACAUGAGUGGAUUUGGACAACCUGCGCUCAGCAGCAGCCCCAUGUUAGGGGCUGUGCGGAACAAGAGCUACUCCAAACCCCAGUAUUUGUCCCUGUACCCCCGCUCCCUGUCCAUGGAGGGACAGGACAUGCCUCUGGGUGUUUACAAGGAAGGAUCUCCAAGACAAAGAGGUGCCCUUUGUUCAUCUGACAGCUUCUCCAGGCACUCGCCUCUGUCUUCCAGCGCCCUUUCCACGCCAACGUCUGUGGUCGAUAUCCCUCCUCCGUUUGAGCUGUCCUACAUCACGAAGAAGCCCAUUACCAAGAGUUCACCCUCGCUGCUCAUUGAGGGAGAUACGCCGGACAAAAACAGGAAAAAGAAGUCCUCCAUCAAGCGUUUCCUGAUGCUUAAAUUCAGGUGGAAAACAGAAAGCAAACCUGUUGCAGAUGUCAACUCGUCCUCCUUUAAAUCCUCGGCGGAGUCCAACCAUCACACACCCAGCAGACUGUUGGAUUUAGACAGACACAGCGCGAGUAAUUCUCCACAGCUUAACUCGCGCUUAGUCUGCAAGCACCAACUUUCUCCUGAGCCCCCUUCGAACUUCCUGCUCUACAGUGAAAGCAAACGAAAUGGAAACUCUGUGGCCUUUCUCAAUCGCAGCGUUGUCCGAGUGGAGUCCUUUGAGGACCGCUCCCGUGUGCCGUUCACUGCUCUGCCCUUGACCAAGCCUCGCUCCAUCUCCUUCCCCAAUACAGAUACCUCUGAUUAUGAGAAUGUUCCUGCCAUCAGCUCAGACUAUGAGAACCUUCAGGUCCCGCAGCGGUGGCCUGUCCGUCAGCCACCGUAUUCAGACUUCUUUGAUCGUCCGAGUCGUGUCCUGUCCACCGCCAACGAGACGGACGGAUAUGUGGACAUGAGCAGCCUCCCCGGCUUUGAGAAAAAAACUCAGUCAUCUGAACAGGAAGCAGAAAGCGCCUAUACGGAAGCUUACAACGUGUGUUCAAUGGCUGUCGGUCCUCCGACUGGCUUAGUGGGCAACUGUGGGCGGGAGACGGUGGCCGAAGAUGACCAGGGACGAACCUCGGAGGAGGAGGAAGGAGGAACCGACAGCAACUAUGACAGACAGCCUGACGGUCGAUCCAGAGCCUUUUACAUCGCAAAGGAGCUGCUGGACACGGAGAGAUUACAUGUUAAAGCCCUGAAGAUGCUCCAGGAAGAUUUUCGAGAAGCGGUGGGGUCGACGGUCGGGGACGACGGGGAGCCGGUGUUGAGUGACGAGAGGCUCCGGGAGAUUCUCAACGAGCUGCCGGAUGUUUACGCCCUCCACAGGACGAUCCUCAAUGAGCUGGAGAAUCGAAUCCGACACUGGGAGGAGAGCCCGAGGAUCGCAGACAUAUUCCUUUCCAGGAGAACAGAGUUUCUCGUCUUCACCACUUACAUUGGCCACUAUGACCGCAGCAUGAGUCUCCUGGAGGACAGCUGCGAGACUUCACCCGGCUUUGCAGCCAUCGUUCAACAGUUUGAGGAGCAGAGUGGACGUGGGGAGAAGGUUGCGAUCAAACAUCAGCUCCUGCAGGUCAUCGUGCGGGUGGCCCAGUAUCGCAUGCUCCUCACCGAUUACCUGAACAACCUCUCCCCCGACUCCAAAGAAUACGAAGACACCCAAGCCACCGUAGCGAUCGUGUCUGACAUUGCGGACCAAGUAAACGACAGCUUGAAACACGGGGAAAACUUGCUGCGUCUGGUCAACAUCGAGUACAGUGUUCACGGCCAGCGGGACCUGCUGCAGCCUGGCAGGUUUUUUGUGAAGGAGGGCACACUGAUGAAGGUCAGCAGGAAGAGCCGACAGCCGCGCCACCUCUUCCUGAUGAACGACGUGCUUCUCUAUACCUACCCUCAGCAGGAUGGGAAAUACAGGCUGAAGAACACUCUGCCACUCGCUGGUUUAAAGGUCAGUAAACCCACCAUAGAAAACGUCCAGAAUGCAGUGAAGAUCGAAGCAGCGGACAUCUCCAUCACCUUGUCAGCGAGUUCAUUCAUUGAGAGAGAGGACUGGUUUUACACUCUGAACCGAACUGUGAAUGAGCUUUCGAGAGGCUCAGCAGCGUUCAGCAGCUGCUCGGGAGAGGCCAGAGGUCGUCUUCAGUUGUCUCUCGGGGAGAAAGCUCCCACCCUGGUUCCCGUCUCGCAGGUGAUGAUGUGCAUGAACUGCACCUCAGACUUCAGCCUCACUCUUCGCAGACACCACUGCCACGGCUGUGGACGAAUUGUUUGUAGGAGUUGCUCCAGGAACAGAUAUCCUCUCAAAUAUAUGAAAGACCGGAUGGCCAAAGUGUGUGAUCGCUGUUACUCUGAGCUGAAGAAGAGAGGAGGCGAUGUGCCUGCUCUGUCAGGAAAGUGCAGCCCGUCAGCACAGCGCUCCACUCGUCCACUCUCGGCUGUAUUUCAAAACAUCCAUCCUCCCAAUAUUUGGAAGCACAGGAAAGGCACCCUGACCUUCACCCAGAUGACAGUGUCGGAGGAGGAGGGCUCUAUCAGAGGCAGUCUGCAGCGCAGUAAGAAGAGCAAAAGGAACUGGAAGAAACUGUGGUUUCUUCUGAAAGACAAGGUGCUUUACACCUACAGAGCUCAAGAGGAGACGGUAGCGUCUGAAAGUUUGCCUCUGCUGGGCUUCACCGUGCGGCUACAUGACACGCAGGAUAGAGACAGUGAGACCAACGUCUUCGAGCUGUACCACAAAAACACUUUGUUCUACACAUUCAAAGCAGAAGACAACUACACGGCUCAGAGGUGGGCCAACGCCAUGGAGGAAGCCACGGUUUUAUAGAAUCAGCUCUCUCCUCUGAGCGUCUGAAACGGACGCCUGCUGCUUUUCACACCGAUGUCCUGUAAGGAAGACAGACUGUGAAACCAAAAAAGGAAAAGACAGGGAGCAGACACUGUUUCAUCAAGUCUGCAAGAUGUGACCCGCAGAGCUGGAUUGAAGAGAAGGAGACACUUUGUUCUUUGAGAGGGGACGCGCUCACCUACUUUAUCAGCCUCCUGUGUCCCCUGCCUGCUGCAGCAGCAGGUGUAACGCUGAGAGCGGCGAGAGGUUUUGGCCGAGAUGCUUGCCUGCGUGGAGCAGCCUGUAUUUUCCCCCAGCAGAUGAUUAGCGACGUCCAUCCAAAUCAUCGGGAGCAGUAAUUUUCUGGUCUAAUUUUAAUUACAGCACGUCAGCGGUUUGUUUCCUUAACUCUACAGAAACACACUUUCACACACACACACACACACACGCCAUUUUACUGCUGUUUACAAAGACGAUGAGAGCAGUGCCUCAUUUCAGUGUCAAUCACAAAUAUCCUCAUUUAGAAAAGGCUUGUCUUUAUUUAUAUUACACCUUUUUUUUAACAUGUAUUCUUGCACUGGAUUCAAAUAAUCAGUUUUACUAACACUUGAAAGCACAGGCUGUAUGAAAGAAUGAGUCAUUUUAAAGUUAUUCUUGUGUCUAUUGCUUUGCUCUGUACUGUAUUGCUGGACAUGGUCCUGCCAGUGAAUAUGUAUCUGUAUGCUGUUUGCACUGAUAAUGAAAAGAAUUAUUAACCUAAAGAAUGGAAAUAAGCGUAUGAAGACCAAAAGCUCAUGUACGGAAUUUAGUGACUACUGGGGAAAAUGUAGACUAAUAUGUCUUUAUGAUUUUACUGUCCUAUAAUAUUGUAAAUUCAUAUUUGUAUAAAGACUGCUCAUCAAGUUGUGAACAGGUAUGUUUGCAUGAACUGAAACUGGAAUCGAAUUGCACUGAGCUACAUAGUCAGUGUCUUUGUACUGUACUUUUUAUUUACAAUACUAAUUUUAAAACAAAUUAAAAGAGGAUAUAAAAU